Messenger RNA from Pelodiscus sinensis (Chinese soft-shelled turtle), 5187 nucleotides. NCBI's taxonomy places the organism in Eukaryota, Metazoa, Chordata, Testudines, Trionychidae. The record is from RefSeq and is a predicted model, not a curated record.
AUUGUGCAGGUUCAGCAACAGGUUCAUCCCAGUUUUUCAGCAAAAGAAGAUUCCCUCUAUUAUAUCGAAGAGUUGAUACUUCAGCUUCUAAACAAACUAUGCAUUGCACAGCCCCGGACUGUCCAAGAUGUUGAGGAGCGAGUUCAAAAGACAUUUCCUCAUCCGAUCGACAAGUGGGCUAUUGCUGAUGCACAGUCUGCUAUAGAGAAACGAAAAAGAAGAAACCCUCUCUUACUACCUGUGGACAAGAUACAUCCCCUAUUAAAGGAGGUUCUAGGCUAUAAAGUAGAUUAUAAUGUCUGCCUUUACAUUGUGGCUGUUUUGGAAUAUAUCUCUGCAGACAUUUUGAAACUGGCUGGAAAUUAUGUUUUCAAUAUCCGACAUUUUGAAAUCUCCCAGCAAGACAUUAAGGUGUCUAUGUGUGCGGAUAAGGUUUUGAUGGAUAUGUUUGAUCAGGAUGUUAUUGGUUUGGUUUCGCUGUGUGAAGAUGAGCCCUCUUCUUCAGGUGAACUCAAUUACUAUGACCUAGUGAGAUCUGAAAUUGCAGAAGAAAGACAGUAUCUACGGGAGUUGAAUCUGAUAAUAAAAGUGUUUCGGGAAGCUUUCCUGUCUAACAGAAAGUUGUUCACAUCUUAUGAUAUCGACAUGAUCUUUAGCAACAUUUCAGAUAUUCAUGAAUUGACCGUGAAGCUCUUGGGGUUGAUUGAGGAUACUGUUGAAAUGACAGAUGAAAGUAGCCCUCACCCUUUGGCUGGCAGCUGCUUUGAAGAUCUGGCUGAGGAACAAGCCUUUGAUCCAUAUGAAACUUUGUCCCAGGAUAUUCUUUCCCCGCAGUUUCAUGAGCAUUUUAAUAACUUAAUGGCUAAACCGGCUGUUGCUCUACAUUUUCAGUCUAUUGCUGAAGGUUUUAAAGAAGCUGUACGAUAUGUCCUUCCACGACUUAUGCUGAUCCCAGUUUAUCAUUGUUUGCACUAUUUUGAAUUAUUACAGGUAAGAUGGGUGCAUUUGACGGAACUGGAUUUGCUUUGUGAUUGCGAAGAGGACCGGGAGUGUUUGAAACAAGCCAUUACUGCUCUUUUAAAUCUCCAAUGCAGCAUGGAGCGCAUUUACAACAAACAUUCACCUAGACGGCGGCCUGGAGAAUCAAUUUGUCGUUUCUACAAUCGCCAAGUAAGAAGCAAGCACCUGGCCAUCAAAAAAAUGAAUGAGAUCCAGAAAAAUAUCGAUGGUUGGGAAGGCAAAGACAUUGGCCAGUGCUGUAAUGAAUUCAUAAUGGAAGGUGUGCUGACAAGGAUAGGCGCCAAACAUGAACGCCACAUAUUUCUCUUUGAUGGUUUGUUAAUCAGCUGUAAAACUAAUCAUGGACAAUCACGACUUCCAGGUUACAGCAAUACAGAGUACAGACUUAAGGAAAAAAUUAUCAUGAGGAAAACACAGAUCAUUGACAAAGAUGACACUUGUGAAUACAAAUAUGCUUUUGAGCUAGCAUCUAAAGAUGAAAAUAGUGUAGUGUUUGCUGCUAAGUCUGCUGAAGAGAAGAACAAUUGGAUGGCAGCUCUGAUUUCCCUUCAGUAUCGCAGUACACUGGAUCGAAUGCUUGACUCAGUGUUACUGCAAGAAGAAAAUGAACAGCCACUGAGGCUGCCCAGCUCAAACAUGUAUCGUUUUGUAGUGGAAGACUCUGAGGAAAACAUUGUUUUUGAGGACAACCUGCAAAGUAGAAAUGGAAUCCCGAUCAUCAAAGGAGGAACUGUAGUGAAACUAAUUGAAAGGCUAACGUACCAUAUGUACGCAGAUCCUAAUUUUGUUCGCACUUUUUUGACAACCUACCGCUCCUUUUGUAAACCACAGGAAUUGCUGAGCUUGUUGAUCGAAAGAUUUGAUAUCCCAGAGCCUGAGCCUACUGAAGCAGAUAGGUUGGCAAUAGAGAAAGGAGAGCAGCCAAUCAGUGCAGAUCUGAAAAGAUUUCGCAAGGAAUAUGUCCAGCCAGUACAACUCAGGAUAUUAAAUGUUUUUCGACACUGGGUAGAACAUCAUUUUUAUGAUUUUGAAAGAGAUCUGGAGUUGCUUGAUAAAUUGGAGACAUUUAUUGCAAGCGUAAGAGGCAAAUCCAUGAAGAAGUGGGUAGAAUCCAUUGCUAAAAUUAUCAAGAGAAAAAAACAAGCUCAAGCAAAUGGAGUUAGCCAUAACAUUACUUUUGAGAGCCACCCUCCCCCAAUUGAAUGGCAUAUUUGCCACCUGGGACAGUUUGAGAUGGACCUGAUGACCCUACAUCCAAUAGAAAUUGCUCGUCAACUGACACUUCUGGAAUCUGAUCUCUAUAGAGCAGUGCAGCCAUCUGAACUUGUUGGGAGUGUGUGGACUAAAGAUGAUAAGGAAAUCAACUCCCCAAAUCUAUUGAAAAUGAUUCGACACACUACAAAUCUUACUCUUUGGUUUGAAAAGUGCAUUGUGGAAACAGAGAAUUUUGAAGAGCGAGUGGCUGUGUUAAGUAGGAUUAUAGAAGUCCUUCAGGUUUUUCAAGAGCUGAAUAAUUUCAAUGGUGUGUUGGAGAUAGUCAGUGCAAUGAAUUCUGUGUCAGUGUACAGACUAGAUCAUACAUUUGAGGCAUUACAGGAGAGGAAAAAAAAAGUUUUGGAUGAAGCAGUAGAACUAAGUCAAGAUCACUUUAAGAAAUACCUAGCUAAACUCAAGUCAAUCAACCCACCCUGUGUGCCUUUUUUUGGUAUCUAUCUAACAAAUAUUCUGAAGACAGAAGAAGGGAAACCUGUCACCAUGAUCAAAUUCAGCAAGAGGAGAAAAGUGGCUGAAAUUACAGGGGAAAUUCAGCAGUAUCAAAACCAACCUUACUGUUUACAGAUAGAACCAGAAAUACGGCGGUUCUUUGAAAAUCUCAAUCCUAUGGGAAAUGCACCAGAAAAAGAGUUUACAGACUAUUUGUUCAACAAAUCAUUAGAAAUUGAACCUCGAAACUGCAAGCAGCCACCUAGAUUUCCUAGAAAAACAACAUACCCGCUAAAAUCUCCUGGAAUAAGGCCCAAUACUGGCAGACAUGGUUCCACCUCUGGCACCUUGCGAGGUCACCCAACGCCAUUGGAAAGGGAACCAUGUAAAAUAAGUUUCAGUAGGAUCACUGAAGCAGAGCAUGAAUCAGCAGUAUCAGCCCCAACUUCUCCAAAUACGCCAUCUACUCCACCAGUUUCUGCCUCUUCAGAGCUUAGUGUAUUUUUAGAUAUUGAUCUCAACAGUUCUUAUGGUAACAAUAGCAUCUUUGCUCCUGUCCAUUUGCCACAGUCAAAAUCUUUCUUCAGUUCAUGUGGUAGUUUACAUAAACUAAGUGAAGAGUUUCUGGUUCCUCCUCCACUUCCACCACGCAAAAAGUUUGAUCAGGAUGCUUCUAACUCUAAGGGAAGUUUAAAAUCUGAUGAUGACCCUCCUGCUAUUCCACCCAGGCAACCACCUCCUCCAAAGAUACAGCCUAGAGUUCCUGCUUACAAUAAUCCAUCUGAUCAGCUGCUGCAUAGUCCUCCUCCACCUCCCCCAAGAGACCCUCUUCCUGAUACCCCUCCACCAGUACCACUUCGGCCUCCAGAACACUUCAUAAACUGUCCAUUUAAUCUCCAGCCACCUCCUUUGGGGCGCUUUCACAGAGAUCCAGAUCGGUUCAGGGAAGCCAGCACAUGCCCAAGCUCACCAAACACUCCUCCAAGCACACCCUCUCCAAGGAUACUGCGUCGCUGCUAUGCGCUCAGCUCGAGUCACAACAACCUUGCCCAUCCUCCAGCUCCCCCAGUCCCACCAAGGCAAAAUUCUAGCCCUCAAUUACCAAAACUGCCACCAAAGACUUACAAAAGGGAGCUUUCCCAUCCUCCUUUGGACAGACCAUCUUUGCUAGAAAAUGCAGACGCGCCUCAAUGAACUUAGCCAUAUUAGUCAUUGACACUGGAAUAGUAUUUGUAAAGUUCCUUUUUUAUUUAUUCAAAAAAGGCAGUGUAUUUUAGUACUUUCACAAAUAAUGCUCUUACAAAGUGCUGCUGAUCAAAAAAAAAAAAGUUUUUAAAAAUUAGAAAAAUAAGAAUAUUCACUCUAGUCUUUGUCUACUCCCGCAGCAUUACCCUCAGGUGAUCAGUAGCAUUGUCUUGUCUCCGAUCCUCAGUGCCGACAGUUAUGCCAGUAUAAAGAUUAUAUAUUUUGCACUGUAAACUACACUACAUGAAUUUAAACUGACAUCAGUUCAUUGCACUGAGCCAAAAAAGGUGCGUUUGUGGAAUUUUUCAGAUUUGAACACUAGUGGCCUUUUUUAAAAAAACAAACGGUGGAAUCGCUAUACAAGCAUGAGGAUGGGUAGUGUUGCUUAUUUUAAACCUCUCUGGCUACUUGCCUUCUAAUUUUGUGUAAAUUUCGGAAGUUUGUGAAUGACAACUACUGUUCUCAGAGUUUUAAUGCCGUGUCUUAAUAUCCAGUCAUUUGCUGCUGAAGAUGAAAAAGAAAAGGAAAAAAAAAAGAGGGAGGGGGAGGGAGGGUUGAAAAUCUAAACCUGAAGAUAUCAGAAUGCACUAUUAGUUUUGGUUAUUUUGACAAAGUAUAACCUAGGACUACCUAACCCAUUUAUUGGAAAGAAUCCCUAGUAUUUAGCAUGCAUCUUGUUCAGAUGUGCCUUUUUGUUUUGGCAGGCAAAGGUGUCUUAAGCUAAAGAGUUGCCUACUGUUUUGGAGAACAAAGCUAUAUGCCAUGUAUGUACAGCUGUUUAUAUUGUAUAUUUACAGAUAAUGCUAAUAACCUGUAUAAAUUUAAGUGACUUGAGGCCUGUAAUACAGUCUGCUACUCUUGCAAUCUUAAACAUUCAGAAGUAUUUCCGAUGGCUUAGGAACAAAGUAUUGCCUUCCAAACCUAAUCAUGUUCUUUAGAUCUAACUGCAUUUAAGUAUGAAUUCCCUUUUGGAAAUUGGUAGCAUUUAGACCAGCAAACACUUAAAGCUUUAUUAAACUUUUUAAACUGAAAAGUGAAUGGAACUUUCUUUGCCAGUUGAACUACUUAUUGUUUGAACUGGUGUUUUACUGGUAGUACUGUAGCAGAAUUUGUAAAGUGGUCAAAACCACAUUUUAUUUACUGGUCUGUGGCCUUUUACUGUGCUUUGUAUCAGAGUUCUUAACAAGAUUAAUAAAUCAUCCCAGUCUUAAUUUUUAA